Messenger RNA from Trichoderma asperellum CBS 433.97, 900 nucleotides. The record is from RefSeq and is a predicted model, not a curated record. Lineage: Eukaryota; Fungi; Ascomycota; Sordariomycetes; Hypocreales; Hypocreaceae.
AUGGCCUUCUCAGGUCCAAUUGCAAUUCCCGCUACAAAUGCAGAUCUAGGGUCUGCAUUCCUUCGAGCAUACCCACCUGUGUUGGAAGAUUUGAACAUUUCUCGAAAUGAGUUUCUAGAAUUUCUAGAUCACCUCAACCGCGCUAUUGUUGCAAGCCCAGGGCUGCGAGUUCUUGGCUAUGCGUCUGAUGUUGUUGGAUUUGUUCCCGAGCCGACUGCUCAAAUUGUUUCGGCGGCAGCUGGCAUUAGCGCAAAUGUUGGAACUUUUGCCAUGUCCAAGAUUAGAUCUGAGAUGGUCAUUCGACAAGCGAAUAAAGACAUCUUCUUUCCCAGAGGCUUGGAGGCAAAAAUUACAAAGUUGAAAUACGUUGCCAAACUUGCCAACAUGCCUAUACUGAAUGAAAAGGGAAAGAUAGAUAAGCAAUCGCCUAUCUUGGAGCCUCUUCAGGCCCUCGCCGAGUCAAAUGAGCUCAAAACCAUUAGUGCUCAGCAGCGCCGUCUAAGAGCUCUUGAAACGUGGAUAUCUCCUCUGGUUAUUGAAGAGCUUCCUCCAGUCGCCAACCCCUCCAAUCUUUUGAGCAAAGUGGAUGUUUUUGUCAGUGAGGCUGAGCGAAAGUCCGCCGAGAAAUCUAUGCUCAAGAAGAGGGUGAAAGUGAACGAUAAACACGAGAAAGCAAGCCAAAAGGCCCUUUCGAAGUACGAAAACUCCAUGGGGCGUUUUGAAGAGAAGGCGAGAAGCGUUGGUGAAAGGGACCGCCACGCAGAUAGAGAUUUUGAGCGUCUUGAGGAUCGUCGCCUAAAAGCUACUCUCAAGUAUGAGAAAGAAGUUGAAAAAGCGCAAAAGAGGUACAAGAAAAGGGACAAGGAAGAAAAGAGCAUCAGGCGAAUCAACUUUCUUUAA